AUGCCCACCAACCCCGACCACGAAGCCCAAGGCGACAAAAAAGGCCCACGCUGGAUCGGCGACAACCUCCCAUCCCUCCCUCCCGAGCUGCAAUACGCCCAAGACCUGCCCCCCAAAGUAACCGACAAAUACGUCUUCUUCUUCGGCUUCGACAGACCAGAACCUGAAUGCUGUCUCCAACAAUGGUUCCCUUCUCCCUUCGUCGAGAAAGACCCCAAAACAGGCGGAGAACGACGCUUCCACACCAGCGAGCAGUACAUGAUGUAUCACAAGGCCUUGCUCAUGGGUGAUGCCGAGAUAGCGGAUCAAACGCUCGAGGCCGAAACGCCUGCUGAAGCAAAGACACUAGGCCGGAAAGUGAGGAAUUUCAAGCAGCAGAUCUGGGAUGAAAAUUGUGAUAGAGUUGUAGAGGAAGGGCAGUUCUUAAAAUUCGAUCAGAAUGAGGAGAUGAAGAAGGUCCUACUUGGGACAGGUACGAGAGAGAUUGUCGAGACGAGUCCAAACGAUAGACUUUGGGGGAUUGGGUUUAAUACCGAGGAGGCGGAGGCGAAUGUGAAGGAUUGGGGCGAGAAUAAGCUUGGGAAGGCGUUGAUGAGGGCGAGGAAGAGGUUGGGUGGGCAGUAG
Molecule: messenger RNA, 624 nt
Organism: Lithohypha guttulata
Lineage: Eukaryota; Fungi; Ascomycota; Eurotiomycetes; Chaetothyriales; Trichomeriaceae
Exons: 1
Coding region: 1-624 (207 amino acids)
Source: RefSeq, a predicted model, not a curated record